This is a messenger RNA of Plenodomus lingam JN3, 1620 nucleotides long. RefSeq lists its product as uncharacterized. Gene Ontology annotation, cellular component: plasma membrane. NCBI's taxonomy places the organism in Eukaryota, Fungi, Ascomycota, Dothideomycetes, Pleosporales, Leptosphaeriaceae. Gene Ontology annotation, biological process: adenylate cyclase-activating G protein-coupled receptor signaling pathway; cell surface receptor signaling pathway. Gene Ontology annotation, molecular function: G protein-coupled receptor activity. The record is from RefSeq and is a predicted model, not a curated record.
AUGUCUAGACAAGGCACCUUUCACGCAUGCGUUGAUCACGGAAUACAAGGCUCAGAGAAAACCACCAGCCUCUUCACAGACACAACCUUCCGCUCAACUGACCAUACUCUCAAAAUGUCGAGUCCUACUUCCAGUUUCUCGGCGGGGCAUUACAAAGCCAUCGAAGUCGUCACACGCACAGCUUCGGUCCUCUCCGUCUUGGGCUCCUUCUUCAUCGUGGGAACUUUUAUAGCUUUUCCCUAUUUCAGAAAGCCCAUCAAUCGGUUGAUCUUCUACGCUACGUUCGGCAACCUUAUGGUGAAUAUCGCAACGUUGAUAUCGACAUCUGCACUUCCUCUUCAAGGUAGUGGUGAUGUCUCGAGGCUGUGCGAGUUCCAAGGUGUCUUGAUUCAAUGGUUCAUGUCAGCAGAUGCCUGUUGGGACUUUUGUAUGGCAACCAACGUACUCCUCGUCUUCUUUUUCGGGUACAAUUCUGAUCAGCUCCACAAACUUGAGAAAUGGUACUUCCUUCUAGCGUACGGCAUACCCGGUAUUCCAGCGAUUAUCUUUGUGAUUCUAGAUCAUACUGGACAGUCCGUUGUCGGACCAGCUGUCAUUUGGUGCUGGAUCAGUAGAGAGCAUGAUUGGAUGCGAAUUGCGUUCUUUUAUGCCCCAGUCUGGCUCGUGAUCGCCGCAACCUUCGCAAUUUAUGUAGCAACGGGCGUGCAUAUCUAUCGAAAGCGUGCAUUGCUACGUGACUUUUCAAAAGCGCCAACUCAUCAGCCUGACAUGGGCUUCUCCCCCGUUGUUGCAGAGGUGAAACCGAGCACUUUUGGAGAUCUCCGCAACAUUGUCGUCACGACUGAGAUAGGAUAUUCCGUGGACGGUGAACCUUCCGCAAAGAAGCCUGCGUCAAGUGAGGGUGAUGAAGAGUCGAUGAGUUCUUAUUCGAGCACUCGCAACUUCCCGGGACCAAGCAAGAACCUGAACUCGGCCACUGCAUCCACACCUCUUGUACGCUCUUCUGUACUCCCACAGGAUGUAGAGAAGGCUAUGGAGCCUCAGAAGAAUCCUAACCAAAGCGGCGGACAUGGCAAAUCCAGCUACAGGGCAACGGCCUUUGCAACCCCCUCCGACCUCCCUCCAAUCAACGUAGAGACCACGAACCGCCACCCAAAACCUCACGCUCCAGAAGGCAAUGAAGCGGCCAUGACUUACCUCAAAGUCGCUAUGCUCAUGUUUGUCGCCAUGUUCAUGAUCUGGGUACCUUCCACCAUCAACCGCCUCUACUCAUUCGUAUACAAAGGUCAACCAAACUACGGCCUCAACCUCAGCUCCGUUGUCGUCCUCCCCCUCCAAGGCGCCUGGGCCGCCACCAUCUACGCCUACACAUCCCGCUCGGAAACGAGACGCGCCUACAGCGAAGUCCUCGCCAAACUCUCUGGCCGCAACACCAAACACGACUCCACAACCUCCGUCCCCUGCGCCGAUCACAAGGACACCAUGAACAGCUCCUGCGAUACGCACGCCUCCCAGGCCGACAUCGCCCUCGCGCACGUGUCUAGCCCGCGGGAGCGCGUGCGCCAUGUCGAGUUGGUGCCCCAGGGCAGGCGGAAUAGUAUGGCGGCCGACACGGCAUAG